AUGGAAAUCAGUUCUAAUGAGAAUUCUAACGCCACCACCAACUGGUUGUGUGACUAUGAGUUGAUGGAUGAUAUCUCCGCCGUCUCCGCUGCAGCAGAUUUCUCCAGUCUUACUACGCCGCCGCCUUCCGCCGCCGCCUUUUGCUUCGCCUGGCCCACCAAAGCAAUCAGCUGCUGCUCUAUUGUAAGUUCGGAAUUGGAUUGCUCUUUUGAGGAUGCUGAAGGCUUUAAGGAAGUAGGUCCUCGUAAACGCUUAAAGUCUGAGUCAUGCAAUGCAUCUGGAUCUAAAGCAUGUCGAGAGAAGUUGCGGAGAGACCGAAUAAAUGAGAGGUUCCUGGAACUGGGGUCUACCCUUGAGCCAGGCGAGCCACCAAAAACAGACAAAUGUGCUCUUUUAUGCGAUGCCGUUCGAAUGGUAACUCAACUGCGAGUUGAAGCUCAGCAGCUGAAGGAGUCAAACCAGGAUUUGCUGGAAAAGAUCAAAGAACUGAAGGCUGAGAAGAAUGAGCUACGAGAUGAGAAGCUGAGGCUUAAGACCGAUAAGGAGAAGCUCGAACUGCAAAUUAAAGCAUUGGCAGCACAACCCGGGUUAUUAGCCCAUCACUCUGCAAUGGGAGUUGCAUUUGCAAAGGGAGAAGGGAACAAGUUGAUGCCCUUCAUUGGCUAUCCCGGUGUUGCUAUGUGGCAGUUCAUGCAACCUGCUGUGGUUGACACGUCUCUGGAUCAUGUGCUUCGCCCUCCUGUUGCAUAA
Fraxinus pennsylvanica is the source of this 750-nucleotide messenger RNA. Lineage: Eukaryota; Viridiplantae; Streptophyta; Magnoliopsida; Lamiales; Oleaceae. The record is from the annotation of a GenBank genome assembly.